AAACUGGCAGGAUCGUAGUUUAGUGUUCAGUGUAGAGGCAGAUUCACAUCAGGCUCAAUGACUUCAGAUAGGUGUUUAGACGGGAAACACUGGGAUAGAAAUCAGAAUCUUUGUGUUCCAUGUUAUACUAAAUUUAGGAUCCAUGCAGGUUAUGAAUUUUCUGCUAACUGCGGAUUGACGGACGACGGACAUCAUAUCGAGACUGCUUACAAACAAUGCAGUAAAGGAACAUUUAACGACGGAUCUUACGUUAAAUGCCAGACAUGUCGUUCAUCUUGCCCAAAUCCACUGGUUAUUGCAUCUGCGUGCAACAACACCUCUGAUAUUAUCUGCUGCAGACAAAGGGAGCAAGCUUUAAAUGGAACAUGCGUCCCUAAACUAUUGCCGACAACAGAAAAAACAAUUUGGAGUACAACUCUCUCCAGUACUGCCUCUGUUGCCAACUCUGAUCCCUCUCCAAGUUCAACUCAGAGUUUGCCUUCAAAAUCACCUCUCGUGGAUACUCCAAAUUUGACAGGUAUCUAUGUUUUCUUGGGGAUUUUAUCUGCUCUGUCGCUGGUAUGUCUGUUCUUCGUCAUCAAGAGGAGGAAAAGGAACCAUUUCAAUGGAGAAUUUCAAAAAUGUUGCAAUGGAGCAGUUCGGGAAAGCCUGACUAAAAAGGGCUUAGAAAGAUUUCAACAGAACGUCGCAUACAACGUAAUCAAAGAAACCAGUAAAAAGGAUCAAACGACUGGACCCUCGCAUCUGUUAGCUCCUGGGGUCCAGAAUGCGCCUCUGAGUACAGUGCUCAACAAUCUGGAUGUUCUUGAGGAGCUGGUGUUUGUUUUAGACCCAGACAUCGCUGGGGUUAAAAACACACGUCACCUUGCCAGUCAGUGCUCCUUUUCCUUCGCCUGGAUCAAUUACGCAUAUUCCAUGAAGGACCACAAAAGCCCCCUGGUCGCCGUUUUGGAGGGUGCCGUCACCAAAAAUCCAGACUGGACCGUGGGAGACCUGGCCGAGAUGCUGAGCACCAUCGGACGCAACGAUGCGGUGGAGAUUUUGGCAAAGCUUUCUGUUGGCGUAGAAGAAUAGUUACCGUGGUAUUACAAACACACAGCAGUAUUAUAUGUUGUACGUACGUAUUGUUUGACAUGCAACUAGUUUGUAAAUAUGCUCUGUGAAUGUAUAUGAGUUUGCACAAUCACAUUGUCAGUAUUGAAAUGAACUUUUUCGUAUGAAGGGCCAAAAACCAAAUAUCAUUAUCAGCUACAUUUCCAUCCACCUAUUUUUGUGCGCAUUAUGGAUAUGCGCAUGAAAAAGUCAGUUGAUGGAAAUGCCAAGAUGUGCAUAGGGGAGAGCGGGGAACAAAGUAACGCUUUUUGGUUUUGGUCAAAUAAUGAACAAAGUAAUGGGGUUAGACCAGGGGUGGGCAAACUCUGUCCUGGAGGGCCGGUGUCCUGCACAG
Messenger RNA from Danio rerio (zebrafish), 1447 nucleotides. Lineage: Eukaryota; Metazoa; Chordata; Actinopteri; Cypriniformes; Danionidae. The record is from RefSeq and is a predicted model, not a curated record.